This is a messenger RNA of Ceutorhynchus assimilis (cabbage seed weevil), 687 nucleotides long. Lineage: Eukaryota; Metazoa; Arthropoda; Insecta; Coleoptera; Curculionidae. The record is from the annotation of a GenBank genome assembly.
AUGAAAAUAAAAAAAAAAGAAUUGAGAAAGAAGGCUGCUGAUGCCAAACUGGAACAGAAAAAAACUGGUGGAGGCUUACCACCACCUAGACCGGAUGAACCAUUUGAUGAUGUUCUUUUAUCGAUAAUUAAUAAAAAAACAGUUUAUGGGUUAGAAACACCCUAUGGUGGCGAUGUUUCGAGUGGUGAUGAGGCAGAGCCAUCUGAACAGCCCCCUAAUGACAUUGAAAUUGUGUAUGAGUAUGCCCAAGAUAGAGAAAGCAUGGAUGGGGAUGUUAUAGAAGAAGACCUCUUGGUAAUGCCCAGCCCAUGGAAAAAAUAUACAGCUACCGAUUUGAAAAAACCAUUAUCCUCUGCUCUCAGGACAGAAGGUCAAAAGGAAAAUAAUGGAUUGACGAUGAACUAUUGUGUAGAAACUCCCAACAAAAAUCGGCUCAAUCGAAGUACUCCUGCUUCCAAUCGUCGAAGACCCACCGUACAGGUGAAAGCACUAACCUCUUCUGAGGUAUUUGAGAAGUACAAUCAGUUGAUGGAUAUGCGUCUGGAGAUUGCUGACUUCACUAAAAAACGGCUAGCUCAAGAAUUAGAUCAUUCGAAGGAUAAACAUAAGAAGGAGAUGGAACUGCUGGAUCUGCAAGUUUUAGUAGAAAAGGAAAGGUUGAAUAAGCUUAAACGACUUGAUUAUUAA